Molecule: messenger RNA, 1881 nt
Organism: Medicago truncatula (barrel medic)
Lineage: Eukaryota; Viridiplantae; Streptophyta; Magnoliopsida; Fabales; Fabaceae
Exons: 3
Coding region: 1-1881 (626 amino acids)
Molecular function (GO): nucleic acid binding; RNA-DNA hybrid ribonuclease activity
Source: RefSeq, a predicted model, not a curated record
AUGGUCGCAAUCGAAGUUUUGCAUUUUAUGAAAACCAAGACGCGAGGCGAAGACAGGUAUGUUGCUCUGAAACUUGACAUUAGCAAAGCCUAUGAUCGUAUGGAUUGGGACUAUUUGAGGGCUGUUAUGAAUAAAAUGGGAUUUAAUAAUCGUUGGAUUCAUUGGAUGAGUAUGUGUGUCGAGUCUGUCGAUUAUUCUGUGCUUGUUAACGGUGAACAGGUGAACGUUAUGAAAAAUAUUCUUUCUACUUAUGAGUUAGCGUCAGGUCAAGCUAUUAGCCUUCCAAAAUAUGAGAUUUAUUGUAGUCGUAAUGUGUCUGACACUCUCAAACAUACUAUUACUACUACUCUUGGAGUUCAGGUUGUUUUGGGCACAAGUAAAUAUCCGGGUUUACCUUCUAUGAUAAGUCGAGAUCGUAAUGCAACGUUUGCUUAUAUAAAGGAUCGCGUGUGGCAGAAAAUUAAUUAUUGGAGUGGUAAGUGUCUCUCUAAAGCAGGUCAUGAGGUUAUGAUAAAAUCUGUUUUGCAGGCUAUCCCAUCAUAUGUGAUGAGCAUUUUUCAGUUACCAACCACCUUAAUCGACUCAAUUGAGAAGAUGAUGAACUCAUUUUGGUGGGGUCAUGGUAGAACAACACAACGCGGUAUUCGCUGGAUGAAUUGGGAGAAAUUAUCUGCCCAAAAAAUUCAUGGAGGUAUGGGUUUUAAAGAUUUAUCUGCUUUUAAUUUAGCUAUGCUAGGAAAACAGGGUUGGAAGUUUAUUACAGAACCAAAUUCUUUGGUUUCUCGGAUUUUCAAAGCUCGAUAUUUCCCUUCUGGCUCCUACCUCACGGCUGUAAUAGGGCAUAACCCUAGCUAUGUCUGGCGCAGCAUUAUGCGUGCUAGAUUCCUUGUGCGUGGUGGUGCUCGGUGGAGUAUAGGUUCAGGUGCAUCUAUUUCUAUCCUAAACGAACCUUGGUUACCCAAUGGGGAGUUUAUUAGUAGUGAGGAUCCAGGUGCUCCUUUUGUUCAAAAUUUUACUAUUAAUAGCUUGAUGAAUUUGUAUGACAAAAGCUGGAAUGAACAGGUGUGGAACAGAACCGGCUUGUGGGGAUCUGUACAACAUGCUCUUUCUUCUACUGUUUCGGUUACAAAUGUUAUUUUCUCCCUGCUAGAGCAACUGUAUGUGGAAUUAGCUCAGCGUCUGGCAACAGUGUUUUGGAGCAUUUGGAAACACCGGAACCUCAGAGUUUGGGAUAAUGUCACAGAAACCAGUGCAACGGUAGUGGAGCGUGCUAGAAAUAUGGUCGUUGACUGGCAGUUGGCUAAUACUCCUGCGGUUCUUGCAUCAACAGCGCAACAUCAGCCUUCACCGACCCUUGCGUUGGGGGCUUGCACUUCUGCACAACCUACCACUCACACGUGGCAGCAUCCUACCCCGGGGAGAUACAAAUGCAACAUUGACGCGGCUUUUUCCUCUCAAUUCAAUCGCACAGGUAUUGGAAUUUGUGUUCGUGACUCAAAUGGUACUUUUGUGUUGGCCAAGACAGACACAUAUCCUUGUAUGGUUUCGGUUGAUGUGGGUGAAGCUUUAGGUUUGCACUCGGCUCUACAAUGGCUAAGUGAUAUGCAGAUGGAUGGCGUGGAUUUUGAAACAGAUUCGAAGCUGACAUCAGACGCUUUUCUGUCUACUAGGAACGACACAUCCGAAUUUGGCUCUAUUAUUUCAUCUUGUCGUUUGCUUUUUAGUUCUUUCUUUUCUAACUCUAGGGUGGAGUUUGUUAGGCGACAAGUCAACGCGGUUGCUCAUGCACUUGCAAGAGAAGCCACGUUCUUAGCUAAUCCCACUAUUUAUUAUGAUAUACCCGAAUGUAUUGAAUCCUUAAUUAUCAAUGAAAUGCUAUAA